AUGGAAAACCAUACCAAGGUAAUUGAGUUUGUUUUGGCUGGGUUCAAAUCUCAUCCAGGAUCACAACUCCUCCUCUCUGUUCUCUUCUCAACGAUGUAUGUUGUCACCUUGGUAGGAAAUGCCUGCAUGAUCUUCAUCAUUAGAAUGGACUCCAAGCUGCACACUCCCAUGUACUUUUUCCUAGAGAACUUGUCCAUCUUGGACAUCUGCUAUUCCUCUGUCAUUACUCCCAAAGCAGCACUGGCAUUCUCACUGGGCAGAAGAACAAUUUCCUACAACGGUUGUGCAUCUCAAAUGUUCUUCUUCUCUCUCUUUGGUACCACAGAAGCCUUCUUCCUUGCUGUGAUGGCUUAUGAUCGCUUCACUGCCAUCUGCUAUCCACUGCUGUACCAUAUCAUUAUGAAUAAAAGACUUUGUGUUCUCAUGGUGGUGGGCUCUUAUCUGUCAGGUUGCAUCAACUGCGCCAUCCAGACAGGCUUUACAUUCAGCUUAUCCUUUUGUGGACCCAAGGAAAUAAAACACUUCUUCUGUGAUGUUCCUGCAGUGAUGCAUGCCUCCUGCUCAGACACAUUUGUCAAUGAAUUAGUAAUGCUGGCCGUAUGUGGGUCAAUUAUUGUGGGCACUACCUUGGUGGUUUUUAUCUCCUAUGGUUAUAUAAUCAUCACUAUUGUUCAAAUGCCUUCAGCUGAGAGUAAACACAAGGCCUUCUCCACCUGCUCUUCUCACAUGCUGUCCAUCAUUUUGUUCUUUGGGACUGUUUUUUUCAUGUAUGCUCAGCCUUGGGCCACAUCUUCACCUGAAAAAAGCAACAUCAUCUCUAUGCUCUAUACUACUGUUAUUCCCAUGCUAAACCCUUUCAUCUACACCCUCCGAAACAAGGAGGUAAAAUGGUCUCUGAGAGAAAUAGUUAAAAAGGAAAGGCUUUUUUAG
Merops nubicus (carmine bee-eater) is the source of this 930-nucleotide messenger RNA. Its product is annotated as olfactory receptor 12-like. NCBI's taxonomy places the organism in Eukaryota, Metazoa, Chordata, Aves, Coraciiformes, Meropidae. Gene Ontology annotation, biological process: G protein-coupled receptor signaling pathway; sensory perception of smell. Gene Ontology annotation, molecular function: G protein-coupled receptor activity; olfactory receptor activity; odorant binding. The transcript has a single exon. Bases 1 to 930 code for a protein of 309 amino acids. The record is from RefSeq and is a predicted model, not a curated record. Gene Ontology annotation, cellular component: membrane.